Messenger RNA from Ctenopharyngodon idella (grass carp), 2231 nucleotides. RefSeq names its product ELOVL fatty acid elongase 6 (gene elovl6). The transcript is spliced from 5 exons. Bases 361 to 1053 code for a protein of 230 amino acids. The record is from RefSeq and is a predicted model, not a curated record. Gene Ontology annotation, cellular component: endoplasmic reticulum membrane; endoplasmic reticulum. Gene Ontology annotation, biological process: fatty acid elongation, saturated fatty acid; fatty acid elongation, polyunsaturated fatty acid; very long-chain fatty acid biosynthetic process. Gene Ontology annotation, molecular function: fatty acid elongase activity. NCBI's taxonomy places the organism in Eukaryota, Metazoa, Chordata, Actinopteri, Cypriniformes, Xenocyprididae.
GGCUGACAUUCGAGAACAACUCAACGAGUGUGCUGGGGGUGGCUAGAGCGAUGCGAGGGCAAGGCUGGAGCUGAGCCUGCGAGACACAGAUAGGAAAUCCGUGAAACUGAACUCAUUUAGUCGCCAAAGAAAGGCUAACGUUCUUCAGUAAGCGUUUAAAGGACGAGAGACCAUGUCGGUGCUGGCUUUGCAAGAAUACGAAUUCGAGAGGCAAUUCAAUGAAGAUGAAGCCAUUCGAUGGAUGCAAGAGAACUGGAAGAAGUCCUUCCUCUUCUCUGCGCUCUACGCUGCCUGCAUACUUGGUGGGCGGCAUGUAAUGAAACAAAGGGAGAAGUUUGAGUUGAGGAAACCUUUAGUACUAUGGUCUUUAACACUUGCAGCCUUCAGCAGAUUAAUGAUGAGCAUUAUAGGCAGAAAAACAAGCCACUUCCUCGUUCCAAGUUACUUCAUAAAGACCUGCAUAUAUGUAUAUUUGGUGCCAUCAGAACCGGAGGCUACAUGAUGAACAUCUUGAUGACCAAAGGCCUAAAGCAGUCAGUGUGCGAUCAGAGUUUCUACAACGGACCGGUCAGCAAGUUCUGGGCCUAUGCUUUUGUCCUCAGCAAGGCACCUGAACUAGGAGACACACUAUUCAUUGUGUUACGCAAGCAAAAGCUGAUCUUCCUGCACUGGUAUCAUCACAUCACAGUGUUGCUCUACUCAUGGUACUCCUACAAGGACAUGGUGGCCGGCGGGGGCUGGUUCAUGACCAUGAACUAUCUGGUGCAUGCCGUCAUGUAUUCUUAUUACGCUCUUCGGGCCGCCGGCUUCAAAAUCUCUCGCAAGUUUGCCAUGUUCAUCACCCUGACGCAGAUCACCCAAAUGGUGAUGGGCUGCGUGGUCAACUAUCUGGUGUAUUCGUGGAUGCAGCAAGGCCAAGAGUGCCCGUCCCACGUGCAGAACAUUGUGUGGUCGUCCCUCAUGUACCUCAGCUACUUUGUGCUCUUCUGCCAGUUCUUCUUCGAAGCCUACAUCACCAAGACCAAAUCCAAUGCAGCCAGGAAAAGCCAAUAAAUCAAGAAAAUGAUUUUUAAAAAAAUGAAUCAAUGAGAGAUGGGGGAAAUCAAAGUGGACCAAUGAAGGGAUAGUGGAUGGAUGAGUCUUUACAGUUAGGGCUUAUGGACUUGCAGAAGAAAGAAGCGAAGACCAUGAGAGGCUACUAUCAAAGCUUGUGCAUACUGUACUACUAACGUAUAGAGAUAAAUCUCCCCGCCACUAGGGGCGCUCUCUUGAGCUGCACUGAGAAAUCAUUAUGAUUAUAUCAGUUGAACAAAAAAAAAAUGUGUCUUUAUGUGAUGUUUAUGUGCCCAAUUCAAUUCUCUGCAUUUAAAAAAUGUACAGAUUAAAAAGGGAUGCAAAAUAAAUUAAAACAGAAUUAAGAAGUUGAAAUGGACUGAGACAUUUUGAGAAAAAAAAAAUUCUGAGAAAAUUAUAUGGAUAGAAUCAAUAUAUGUGUGGUUAUGUCUAAACAUUACAUGUUACUGUUGCAUUUUUAUUUUGUAUUGGUACUAGAUACUAGAGUGUGUAUGGUAGUUUUGUACGAAAGCCAUGUCAAUGGAUGACUGGUCAAUGUUGAGCUAAAAAUGCCACAGUGUGUUCAGCAUCGCAGCACCAAAAUCCUCUCAGGUCUUAAGAGUUUUCCAUUUGAUGUUCAUAUCAUUUUAGAAAAAAAAAAGGAAAACAAAAAAGGGCAAAGUAGUCAAGGUAGUCUAACAGGCCUGAAAUGUUAAUGGCAUUGGAUCACACAUACACAAGCAACCACACAAUUAUUUAAAAAGAAAAAAAAAAAAAAAAAAAAGGCAGAGAGAAGAAAAAGACCAAUGAUGGCCAUUUUGAGGACAUUUCAGCCAAAUGAUCAUCAGAACACCUGAGGCCCUUAUGGAGUAUGAAUCAUCGGACCUCUCUGAAUCUGUGGUUGUUCUGACCUCUGAAAGGCCUGGCCUUCCUCCCAUGGCUUAAGGUCAUAAUUAUCAUCUGUUCCAAAGACCGACGGCAUAGAGAGUCCAAACAAGCCCUGUCUAAAGAACCAUGACGUCAAGCAUACUUACACAAAAUGUCUAUAUUCACUGUAACAAACCUGAAUAAUCUCUUUCACUGAAUUGUGUCUAUUGUGCUCUUGUGCAUUUGCACUGUAUACAUGUAAAGCAUCUAUAGACGAUUUUAACAAAGAGCCAAGAGUGCUGAAAUAAUAA